This is a messenger RNA of Saccostrea cuccullata (small rock oyster), 7554 nucleotides long. RefSeq lists its product as uncharacterized. Lineage: Eukaryota; Metazoa; Mollusca; Bivalvia; Ostreida; Ostreidae. The record is from RefSeq and is a predicted model, not a curated record. Gene Ontology annotation, biological process: DNA repair; telomere maintenance. The transcript has a single exon. The annotation marks the transcript as partial. Gene Ontology annotation, molecular function: ATP hydrolysis activity; DNA helicase activity.
AUGGCAAAGAGAAAGAAAUCUCUUACUGGUAGAGUGGGACGUGAAAGAGAAAGAGUUAAAAAGAGGCAGGCGAGAGAGAAACUUGCAGCACAAGAUGCGUCCCCAGACGAGAAAGUGGCAGAGUCUUCUGUUCCUUGCGGGACAGAGGAUGGAGCUAUGUCAGCUCCUCCCGGUAAUUUUCCGGGGCUUGGUUCCAUGGGGUUACCACCUAAAGAGGAAAAACCCCUGGCCAGGAUGCAGGCCUCACCUCGAGUGAAAAUGCAUUCACCUGCCCCGAGGUUGCCACCUCCUCGGGGAAGUCGUCUGUUUGUCCGUAACGAGGACAAGGCACCGUCCCCUGACUCCCCACCGUGGGUUUGUGCUCCACCGAGGGCACCUGGAUCGGACAUAGGGCAUAUGUCUGGUCCAGCAGGUCAGGCGCAGCUGGAUACCUCCUGGGAGGAGGAGACCAGUAGAAUAUCAAAAGAUGAAGGAACUUUAACGAAAUCAAAAAUGGAAACUGAACGAAUAUCAAAAGGAAACUUGAACGAAUACAAUAUAGAAUCUGAUAUGAGAACAUAUGAGCAUGAGAAGAAUGAGAAUCAUACUGUUUCAGAGAAUGGUUGUGAAGAGAAAAAGAAUGAAAGAAAUGAAGAUCAGUAUUGGCAGAAUUUACCAAAGGAAGGUAACUAUGAAAUACCCUUUUCAGUUCAGGGCUCUUUUCAUCAAGCUCAUCCUAUGUUUGAAGAGAAUGCUGGGACUCAGUGUGUAGCAAAUUGUUUAGCAGGGUUAGCUUAUCACAAACUCAAAAAUGCAAAGAGUUGGACAACAAUGGAUAUGGACAGAGUUUUAAUGACAGGGGAUGAACUGUACACAUAUUUGCAAAGAAGCUCAACAACCAAUCAUAGGUAUUUGCUUGUAGAGGAAUUGCCUCAAUUCUUUGAGUGCUUUAACCGAUCAUAUCAGUUUCAUACCAUUCAGACUUAUGCAAGUGUUAUUAUGGAAAAUGAUGAAAUAAACUAUGCAGAGUUUAAUGCACUUCCACUAGACGAAGCACUUCAGGUUGCCCUUUCAGACACUGAUGGCUGUUUUGUAUGCUUUGGUGGAAAUACAAUGUUUAUAGGAGUGACAGAAAGUGGUUUCUUUGCUUUUGAUUCUCAUUCUAGACGUUCAGAUGGAAUGUUAAGUGUGACAGGAAGGAGCACAAGAGUUUUAUUUCAGCAUGUAAAUGAAGUGUAUUCUCAUCUUCAAGGUCUUGCUUUUUCAAUGGGAUAUACAAGAAAUGUUGAAUGUAACUUGACUAGCGUCUCCUGCAAGAUGAGUAAUAUAGCAAAUGAUAUGUCUGAGGUAGAAGAAAAUAUUGAUGGAAAGUCUGAAGGGUCAAAGUUAUUUGGGGAUACUACACAUGAAACAGGUGAUGCAGAUGAUGACGUGUUUUUCAUUGGUCAUGAGCAGUUCCAGUUCAGCUUCAUUCCCUUGAGUACAAACUUGAAAAAACACCUUUGUGAAAAUUUGAACAUUCCAUUCAUUAGCAUUGGAAAUUCUGGUGAAAUCAAGUGCUAUAGAACUAAUAUUUCAGAACCCUUAUCCGAAAAGAAAAUAAUAGGAGAUGGGAACUGCUUCUUCAGAGCUGUUUCAUUCAGUCUUGCAAAUUCGGAAGAUUUCCAUUAUGUUAUACGCAAUGCUGUCUGUGAGCAUAUAAUAGAAAACAAAGAGUUGUUUCAACCAUUUCUAAGAGAUGGUGUAGAGUCUGUUCAAAGUCACCUGUCGUCGACACAAAUGUCACAGGAAGGUAGUUGGGCUACUGAGGUUGAAAUAUAUGCAACAGCUCAUCUUCUGAACGUUGAUAUAUACACUUUCUCUAGAGAAUCUUGGUUAAGAUUUUUAGUUGUUGAAGUAGAACCUUGCGUGCAGAGCAAAACUGAAGCAAUUUAUUUGAAUCACCACGAGCAGAACCAUUACAAUGUUGUACUGUCUGUUAAUGGGGAGGAAAUUGACUUAGUAUCAAGACAAUGGUUUAGAACUUCUCAAGAGUAUGGAAAGCGAUACCAAAACCGAACACGUAUGCAGGUGAAAAGGCAAUCUAGGACAGUAAAAAGAAAAAAAUUUAGUCCAGUCAAAAAACGGAACGAAUAUUUAAGACGGAGAUAUAAGGAAGAUGAAGAAUUCAGAGAGAAGAAGCUCAAAACAUUGUUUGUUAAAUAUGCGACAGAUGAUAAUUUCAGGGAAACUGUCAAGAAUAGAAAUAUUGAUAGAUAUGCAAUGAACGAAAAGCAUAGGGAGGGUGUCAGGAGGAGAAGUAAUGACAAGUAUGCGACAGAUGAUGAACAUAGAGAAAAUGUCAAAAAGAGAAGCACUGAGAAAUAUGCAUUAGACAUACAGCAUAGGGAAGAUGUCAAAAGGAGAAGUAUACAAAAGUAUGAAAUGGAUGAGGAACAUAGAGAAGAGGUAAAAGCUAAAAGUAAACUGAAGUACAAGACAGAUGAAAUGCAUAGAAUUCUAGUCAAUACUGCGAGUACAAAGAGAUACAGGGAAAAUGAAAAUUUCCGAGAAGCAAAGCUCAAAACUGCAGCUAACAAGUACAAAAGUGAUGGUGGUUUCAGAUCAGAAGUUAAAGAAUCGAGUAGACAUCAAUACGAUUCCAGUGCAAAAACAAGAAUGAAAAAGAAAGAUAUGGUAAAAAGUCAGAGAAAUGCUCAAAGAGCUAGACUGGAAAAUCAAGAAGAGGUUGUGAAAGUCUUUAAGGAAAAGGUUGUGCAAGGCAUUGAUUAUUCUUGCUGUUGUUGUGAUCGGCUCCUGUUUCAGAAUCAAGUUCAAAGAUGUGAAAGAAAAGCAUAUGCCAAGACUGAGCAGACAGCGCAUGUUGCAGACUUGUGUAUUCAAGAUAAGUACUAUCACCGAUGCAUAGAAUCAUGUCCAAAGGAUUGCAUUAAGUCAACGUUAUGGAUUUGUUAUACUUGUCACAGGAAAAUCUUGAGCGGAAAUCUUCCAGCAGAAGCUGCAGCUAACAAAAUGGCCUUGGAAGAUAUUCCAAAGGAAUUGAUAGAAUUGAACAGUCUUGAGAAACACUUAAUUGCAAUACACAUACCUUUCAUGAAAGUCAUGAGUCUUCCUCAUGGUGGUCAGAAAAAUAUCCACGGGCCAGUUGUAUGUGUACCAUCAGAUCUGAAGAAAGUUACAAGUUUACCAAUGAAACCCGGGGACGAUCUUCUACUUAGAGUCAAACUAAAGAGAAAGUUGAAUUACAAAGGGUACAGUGAGUACCAGUUUGUUGAUCCAAAGCACAUAUGUGAGGCAUUGAAGUUUUUAAAACUUAACAACCAAUGGUAUGAAGAUGUAGCUGUCGAUACAAAUUGGAUAGGACAAAUUGAAGAUGGUGAAGAAAUAUCGGAGGUUGGCGAUUCACAAUCAGAGGAUGGUGAUCAACAGCGCACUGUGUCGGAUACUUGUCUACAACCUGUUGAUAUUGGUCAGGAGGUUCUUGAUCAUUACUUCGAUGAUAUUUAUGACAUUGCACCAGGAGAAGGCAACAAUCCAGUAAGGAUGUUACAGGAAGAAGGGAACGAGGCAAAAACAUUUCCAUACCUUUUCCCGAGUGGGCGUUUUUCAUGGAAUGACAUGAGAGAUACACGAAUAACACUGUCAAGAUACUUCAACAAUCGUCUUAUGAAUACAGACGUGAGAUUUGCGAGAGACAGUAGUUACAUUUUCUUCAGUCAGUAUAUGUCUGAUUUAAACCAAGUUAUUGAGAAGACCCAGAUAUCUGUUAGAAAAUCAGUCAGAAGAAUAGGAAAUGACCAAGAAGUGACAGCAAAUAUGGUACAGGACCCUGAAGUACUUUCCAAGUUGAUGAAAAGUGACGAGGCUUUGCGAUUCAUGCAACCUAUUCGUGGAACACCAGCAUACUGGUCAGCCGCACAGAAGGAUUUGUUUGCUAUGCUUCGGCAACUAGGAAUACCUACUUGGUUUUGCUCCUUCUCUGCUGCUGAACAUAGAUGGAAUGAUGCGGUCGCAACAAUAUUGAAACAACAAAAUGAUAACAGAGAUGCUUGUAUGUUAGACUGGUCUGAAAAGAAUGAGGUUCUAAGAAGUAAUCCUGUCACUGUUGCCAGAAUGUUUGAGCAUAGAUUUCAUGUUUUUCAGAGAGAAGUGAUAUUUUCACCUUCAGAACCAAUUGGGAAAGUGUCCGAUUUCUUCCAAAGAGUCGAAUUUCAACAAAGGGGAUCACCUCACAUGCACUGCUUAUAUUGGAUAGAAAAUGCACCAAAACUUGAUGAAGACGGAGAGGAAGCCGUAUGUAAUUUUAUAGAAAAAUACGUAAGUUGUGCAGUGCCCUCUGAGAAAGAAGAUAUGGAGCUGAUGAACAUUGUCUUAGAGGUACAACAGCAUAGCAAAAGCCAUUCAAAAUCAUGCCGAAAGAAGGGCACAGAGUGUAGAUUUAAUUUCCCAAGACCACCUUCUGUAUGCACAUUCAUCAAUUCUCCACUUGAGGAAGACGAUACUGAGGCUACAGAUUUGCAAAAACAACAGUCAAUUGCUAAGGAAAUUCUUUUACAAGUUUGGAAUGAAGUGCAAGACGAAGGAAAUAAAUCAAAAACGACCGAAGAUAUUUUCAGUCAUCUAGGAUUAACACAAGCGCAUUAUGAGGAAACUCAUAAAAGAUUAGCAAAAAAGAGAACUGUAGUUCUUGAGAGAAAUCCAAAUGAACUCUGGAUAAAUCAGUACAAUCCAUGCCUCUUAAAAUGCUGGGAUGCCAAUAUGGACAUUCAGUUUGUUUUGGAUCCAUUUAGUUGCAUUGUCUACAUCAUUUCAUACAUUUCAAAGUCUGAGAGAGAAAUGGGAAUGCUGUUAAAACAAACAAAAAUAGAAGCAGAAGAAGGCAACGAGAGUGCACGAACAACUCUAAAGAAAAUUGGUUCUGCCUAUCUGAAUCACAGAGAAGUGAGUACUCAAGAAGCUGUUUAUCGUGUAUGUAACCUUAAAAUGAAGGAAUGUUCAAGAAAGGUAGUGUUUGUACCAGUGGGUGAUAAUCCAACUCGACUAACUAAGCCAUUGUCUCAACUAAAGAGAAAUCGCAGAAAGGUGAACGAUGAAAAUGUUGAGAAUGACGAGGAAGAAGAUGACAUUUGGAUGUCAAAUGUAGUAGAAAGAUAUGAAAAUCGACCUGACGAUCCAUUGUUUCAGAAUAUGUGUUUGGCAGAAUUUUGCUCUGAUUUCAGAAUACUUGCUAAAUCACAGCUUCCAAAGACUCAAAACGAAAAUGUGUUUGAACUGAAGAACGCAAAAGGUUUUGUCCAAAGAAGAACUCGUACAAAGCCAGCUGUAAUAAGAUACCCUAGAUUCAACCAAGAGAAAAUGUCAGAAAAGUAUUACCAAUGUCUACUACAGCUCUUCUUACCUUACACGACACAAAGUCAGUUGAAGCCUCCUGGGUUUGAGCUUUUUGAAGCAUUUUAUGAAAAUGGAUAUGUACGAAUACCAGGAAAGCAGAAAGUGCAGUCAGUGAAAUCCAUUGUUGACAAAAAUAGAACACGUUAUGCUCAAAGUGAGGAUAUCAUUGCAGAGGCAAUGGAAACAUAUGAAAAUAUCGGAGAACCAGAAGACGCUUGGGCAAACCUUUGUCCAGAGACAGAAUUAAUGAGACAAGAAUGCUCUGCCAUAAGAAAUGAAUGUCAAGAUUUGAUUGAUACAGAAGAGCUUCCAGACUUGCAAACUGAAAACAGUUCAGACGUUCUGUACAAAGUACAACAGAAUGCACAAUCAAGGGAGGAAAGUAUGCAGAUUCUUCAAAGUUUAAAUGAAACACAAAUGAGAGUAUUUUACUUGGUACGUGAAUGGUGUUUGCAGAAAAUUUUUGGAGAAAAAAGUGAUGCACUGCAUAUUUUUAUAACAGGUGGAGCAGGAACAGGCAAGAGUCAUCUUAUCAAAGCCAUACAUUUCGAAGCAUCACGAAUACUAGGGAAAAAAAUGACUUCUCCUGACAGUGUUUCAGUACUACUGGCCGCUUUUACCGGAACAGCUGCAUUCAACAUUGGAGGAAAUACGAUCCAUCAUUUAUUUUCAUUGCCCAAGUAUAUGUCUCUGCCAUAUGAACCAUUGAAAGAACAGAGUUUAAGUGAAAUGAGAGUUCAACUUGGAGAUCUGCAAAUUUUGGUUAUUGAUGAAAUAUCCAUGGUGUAUAAAAGAUUAUUAUAUUAUGUUCAUGAGAGAUUAGUACAGAUAAAGAAAUGCAAGGAACCAUUUGGUGGAGUAUCAGUGCUUGCUGUGGGAGAUUUCUACCAGCUUCCUCCUGUAAAACAUCGGAAAGAUGAAAGACUGUAUAAAGACAAUGCUCUUUAUCCUGUUGAUUAUUGGGUAGAAUUUUUCAAAGUUGUGGACUUGACUGAGAUCAUGAGACAACGUGAAGACAUUCCGUUCGCAACUGCACUGAAUUCACUUCGGACUAGACCAGUAACACAACCACUGGAAGAGGAAAUACGCUCUAUCUUGAAUGACUGUGUAAGGGAGGGUCCAGAAGAUGUUCUCCACGUCUAUGCGACAAAUGACGAAGUCAAUGCGUAUAACUUGACAAUGCUCAAAAGCACUUGUCCAGACCUUGUUGAGAUUGACGCUAAAGACUUUUCGAAAGAUCGAACAACAGGCAAGCUAAUCCUAAGGAGUAAACCAAUGAAGUCCAAAACAGACAAUCUUUCUAGCAGUUUGUUAAUGGGUGUCAGUGCAAGAGUUAUGCUCACAAGAAACUGUAAUGUGGAUGACGGCCUAGUAAAUGGAGUAAUGGGACACAUCUCUCAUUUUGUGUAUAGCCAGAAGCAAGCUACAAAAACCGUUAUUGCAGUCGGAGUAAUAUUUGACAAUGUCAACGUUGGGAAGAAGUCUGGAAGAAAAACGAAAAAUGGAAACAUUGUUCUUAUCGAAAGGGUUCAAGAGGAGAUACUAGAACAGAAAAGACAAAAUGUAGUUCGACAUCAGAUUCCAUUACGCUUGUCGUGGGCAUGUACUUCUCACAAAGUACAAGGAAUGACAGUGGACAAGGUCGUAGUCAACCUAGAUAGGGCAUUCUCUCCUGGACAAGGAUAUGUAGCUUUGAGUAGAGUGACAUCAAAAGAAGGAUUAUUUAUUGAAACAAACAAUGUUGAGUUGCUACAGAAGAAAAUAUACUGUGAUCCAGAAGUCAAAACAGCCUUGCAUGGUAUGCCAAAAUUGGAACUUCCUUACUUUAAUCAAUUAGAACAAAGGAUGACACUUUUCCUUCACAAUAUUCAAAGUCUCAACAAACAUUUUGAGGAUUUGCAAAAAGAUAUCCGAUACAGGAAUGCAGAUAUCAUCUGCCUAACAGAGACUUGGUUGAGAUCUGGACAAAAUGUUAGUUCAUUUUCAAUAGAGGGAUUUAGUUUUCACCAAGUAGCCAGAGGAGAUGCAUAUGAUGACAGCAAUGGUCACGUUUUACAGUUGCGUUCAUCAAAGGGUGGAGGUGUGGCUGUUUACAUUAAAGAUACAGGACAGGAAAAUAUUCUAUGUUCCCUACCUGUGAAGAACGUGGAGGCCAUAUGCGUGAAAUGUCUCUUUCCAGAUAUG